This is a messenger RNA of Racocetra persica, 1086 nucleotides long. Lineage: Eukaryota; Fungi; Glomeromycota; Glomeromycetes; Diversisporales; Gigasporaceae. The record is from the annotation of a GenBank genome assembly.
AUGACAGAUACCACAACUCCCCGAAAAAAACCCCAAAAGUUCAAUAAUUGGGAGGGGGAAGAUUUAAAAGAACAAAAAAAACAUUUUUACAAUACCUACUUCAAUCAAGAAAGAAUUCAUAAAAGUUUUGAUUUAACUCCGGCCGAUAAAGCCGCUAUAGAAACGUUUAAGACCGAAAUUCUUCCCCAAUUAGAUGGUUGGAAGGAUAGUUUGGGUGAUGAACAACAAAAGCAGGAAAUGAGAAGGGUAAUUACAACUUUGAAUAAUAGCCUCUUGAACAUUAAUGAUGCCCGCGGAGCCUCAGUAAAAUUUCGCACUAGUCAAGAAGUUAAAAUGGAGGAAGACCCUGAAACUUAUAUGCAGGCCAAGAUGGCCGUAGAUGCUUUCCGUUUUAAUCCUUCUCUUCAUUAUUCCGAAAAUUGUCGCAAUAAGAUUCACUUCUUAAAAGAAGAAUUAAAAAUUAAUUUACCAACUUCCACCAAAUUUACCGAAGAUAUGAAAGCCAUUAAAGGCUUCAAGUCUUUUCUCGAAGAAAUAAAGAAUUACCUAAUAACCGUUAAAUUUUAUCAGGCUGGUGGAGCAGUAGUCCCCCAACAAUUCUAUCUUUUGCUUGGGCCGCCUGGGGUGGAAUUAAUAGGAAUUGCCCAGGAUUACACUGGUAAAGAUUUUGGUAAGAUAGUAAAAAGAAUGAUUGAAGGUAAAGAUCGGGCUCCCGUUAUUCUUUUUGACGAGAUUGAUAAAUGUAGUGACAAGGAAAUUUUAAAUACUAUUAGUAUUAUUUUUGAUGAUACUAAAAAUAAAACCGAUUUUGAAGAUGUUUAUUUUCAGUUCCCAGUGCCGAUGAAUGAAUGCUUUAUGAUUUGCACAGCUAACUAUUUAGAAAGAUUAGAGCAAUUUGUUCUUUCGCGUUGCACAAGAGUAAAAAUUGAAUGGCUAACUUAUGAAGAUAGAAUAGAGGUUGCCAAAAAGGAAUUAUUUAAUGCUUUAAAAGAAAGCAAAAGCGGCAUUGAAAAAUAUGCCGAUGAAAAUGGACCUGAUUAUAAGUUUACUGAUAAAUUUUUCCACCGAACUUUAGUAGAAGAAUGA